AUGGCCGUCACAAUCAUGAUCUUUCGCCUAUUCUCGUUGUCUGUUGCUUUGGGCCAGGCAGCUGCUACCUUCAGUCUCAAUACUUCUGGUCCCAGCUGGGACUACACAACCAAGGACCUAGCAGACACGACGUCACAGGCUUGCAAGGACGCCUAUAGCACCAGCAUCAACUGCGAUGAAACCCUCCUCAAGAUCGUGGCGUCUAUGGAUCCUGACUUCAACCCGCAAUCUUCAGACUUGCAGGCCAUGUGCACCACCACAUGUAGUGAUUCAUUAUCCCAGUACAUCACGGGUGUCAAGGCUGCGUGCGACAAGGAUGGCGAUCUAGCCGGGAUUGCCAGCGGGAGCACGUAUGUUUACCAAGCUCCCGUGGCCACCGUGGGCGAGGUUUUCCAGUACAAUUACGGCCAAUCUUGUGCCCAAAUCGGGUCUGAUUACUGCCACUUGACCUAUCCCACGAGCGACGAUUGGGCCCAAACCGAUUUUCCAUGUAGCGACGAGUGUGCAGUGAAGUUUUUCCAAAACGCACACGAACAACCUGGUUCGGCAUAUUUCUUCAGUUAUUUUGCUCUUGGGAACCAAUCCUCCUACUGGGAGGAUACCUUUGCUGGUGGUUGGGAAACUGUGGUUCAAUGCGGCGACGGUGGAAGCGAUGUGAGCUCCGUUGGCACGAGCGCAAGUUCGACGACCACCGACAUCGCUGACAGCGCCCUUUCAACUAGCCUAAUUAGCAACAAAGCGGCUAUCUCUAAGACCUCGACGCCAACUGCAGCGAUGACAGCCGCCACGCCAGUUCGGUCUACCUCUGAGACUACUUCAACUACUGCCACCAGUGGCGCUGCGAGGCUCAGAGCCUCCUUUUUGUUUUUUUAA
Molecule: messenger RNA, 873 nt
Organism: Penicillium digitatum Pd1
Lineage: Eukaryota; Fungi; Ascomycota; Eurotiomycetes; Eurotiales; Aspergillaceae
Source: RefSeq, a predicted model, not a curated record